GUUUACUUUUCCCGCGCCAAUCAGCAGCCGGGCUGCGUCAGUCUUCUGGUUUCCUUGCGCGUGCGGCUCUUCAGGGGGCCUGAAAGAUGGCCCAGAAACUCCUCCUCAGGCCCUUCCUGUCCAUCCCUCGCAAGCAUCUCUCUGUGCCACUCCGCUCCCCGCCUUCAUCGCUACUCUCCAGGGUACCUACUGUGCCAAGCUGCCCCAUCUUGUGUGGGCCCUCUUCCGCCAUUGCUGCGCCUGCUGCAGCCACUAGGACAUUUUCUACUACUCAGGUCUUCAGAGACACCUUUAAUGUCCAAGAUGGGGACGACUUCCAAGACAGAGUUUUGAAGAGUCAGAAGCCAGUGGUGGUAGACUUCCAUGCACAGUGGUGUGGUCCCUGCAAGAUCCUGGGGCCCAGGCUGGAAAAGAUGGUGGCGAAGCAGAAGGGCAAAGUACUGAUGGCAAAAGUGGACAUUGAUGACCACACAGAUCUGGCCCUUGAAUAUGAGGUUUCGGCUGUGCCUACGGUCUUGGCUCUGAAGAAUGGCAACGUGGUGGAUAAAUUUGUGGGGAUCAAGGAUGAGGAUCAGCUGGAAGCCUUCCUCAAGAAACUCCUUGGGCCUUGAGCUAGCAAGGACAGCAGUCACUGAGGCCUCUUGCAUUUUGUCCUUCUUGUCUGUUUGCUUGGAGGGGACUUGUGGGUCAGAGGAAGUGGAUGAUGCCAACUUCUUUCCCCUUCCCUAUCAGGGGGUGGAGGGCAGCGACACUCCCAGGAGGUUUUGAGUUUGAUGGGAAGGCUGGUCACUUGAUGGUGGAAAAAUGGCCCCACUGCCUGUUGCCCAGUAGCCAGUGGCAAGGGAGAGACAUUUCCUCAUCCACCCUGGUCCAGGCUAGAAUCAGCGUAGUUAAUUGGUGCCUAUAAGGUGGGAGCAGAUUUUGUCCAGAAUUCUGUCACUCUGCUUUCUCUCUCAAAUCUUUGUCCUGACUUGAGUGUGGCGCCUGCUGAGGUAAAAGCAUGUGCUGUGGGUCUCAUUUAAACUGGGUUAUGUACCUAGCUACUUUGUAUGGCUGGGAGUCCACCUUAAAUGAGAUGCCAGGUAAGUGCAAAAAGCCCCCAUGAACAGAUGCUCUUGCCUUAUGUUUAAAUCAGUCCUGUGUCUUCUCUCUAGAGUUGGUUUUAAACCAGUAUGGGGCUUUUGGGUUGAUACCACAGCCCCCUUGUCCUCCCCCCCCCCCCCACUCCAGUGCACUGCAGUUUAUAAACUGGAAAAAGAUUAACACUGUUUGGAUUUUUUUUUGGUAGCUCGAUAAUAAAGACUGCUUUAAUUA
Eublepharis macularius is the source of this 1314-nucleotide messenger RNA. It is a transcript of the gene TXN2, whose product is annotated as thioredoxin 2. Gene Ontology annotation, biological process: cell redox homeostasis. Gene Ontology annotation, molecular function: protein-disulfide reductase activity. The coding region runs from base 87 to 611 and encodes 174 amino acids. Gene Ontology annotation, cellular component: mitochondrion. Lineage: Eukaryota; Metazoa; Chordata; Lepidosauria; Squamata; Eublepharidae. The record is from RefSeq and is a predicted model, not a curated record. The transcript has 4 exons.